AUGAAUUUGUUCCUUACGUUGUUGAUCUCUAUAACUCAAAUCAUUGGCGAACAAUGUUCGUUUUUAAAUCAAUAUUAUACAAAUUUGACAAUAGAUUAUGAUUGUGAAGCAACAAAUGGUAAUGUAAUCGUCAUAGGCAAUUAUUUUUCAAUUCAAACUUUAACAAUGGUUGGAACUUCUACUAUUUACACAACAUUUAAUUUUCAUGUUAUGGGAAACUCAACUUUCAUAAUGAAAGAUAACACAAAUGUAACUGUAGUCCCAAACCUUUUCAUAUUUGGAAAUUCAACAAAUAUUUUUGAAGGCAAUUCGUUAAUUCAAACAUUUGCUUAUUUUGAUAUUUAUAAUAAUGCGACUGUAAUUGCACGAGGAAACUCAAACGUGUCUACUACAAAAAAUUCACUAUUAAUAUUAAGGGAAACUUCAAAAUUAUAUUUAUUAGAAAAUGCAACAGUAUUUUCUGAAAAAGAUAUUGAAUUCUACAAUAAUUCUCAAAUAUUCCUUGUUGGAUACUCCAACACAAUUGCUCAACAUAGACUUAAUGUGUAUGCAAACGCGACAUUAACAAUGAAAGAAAAUUCAAAAUUGGAUGUUGGGGAAAACAUAGAGUUGAGUGGCAAUAGUGUUAAUGAAAUAGGUGGAAACGCAUUUAUAAUUUGUAAGGGUAUUUUAAACGUGAAUGGAAGUGUCUCAUUAACUUUAAAAGAAGACUCGAUAAUUAAUGUUGGGAAAAACACUUUGAUGAAAGAAAACAUCGUAUUUAGCGUAACUGACAAUGCAUUUUUUGUGUCAGAAGAGGGAGUGUUAUUAGGUGACAAAUCUAAAACUGUUAUCAAUGAAAAUUCAAAACUCGUUUUGAAAAAUGGACUUGAUUUAAAUGGAGAUACUUUUUUCUCAAUGUAUGGAAAUUCACAACUUAAUGUUCAAAAUGAAUUUUUAAUAUCCAGAGGCGCAACAUUUGAUAUAAAUGAAAAUGCAAAAUUAAAAACGAUGAUUUUGAGUGUUACAGAAUACGGAAAUUUAAAACACAAGAAUAGCAACAUAACCCCACAAAUCAAUUAUAUUGAAAGUCAAAAUAUGAAUUGUUUUUCUGGAAUAAUAGACGUUCAAAGCCACUUGUAUUUUAACAUAUCAAACAGUUUGAAUUUGAAUGAUUGUGAUAUGAACAUCUAUUUCAGAACGAUAAGAGAUACUCCCCUGUUCUUUACAAAGAUGGUUGAUCUGUUAAGCGGUAGUUAUGGUUUUUCUAAUGUUGAUUUGAUAUAUUCAGAAAUACCGUUUACUGGUUCAACACCAAUAGGCGCUAUCAAGUUAUUAAACGACAAAUUGCUCAGAUUUGGCAAUUCAAAGAAAAUAUUUUGUCAUGUAAAAAAUACAAUUAACAAUUUGAUGGAAUUUGUCGAAUCAUAUUGUCCUUGUGACAGUUCAGAGGAUUGGUAUAUUACUCCAUUAAACAACGUCACGAUACUUUUAAUUCAACCUUCUUCGAUAAAAACAGAAAAGAAUACUUUCAAAAGCGAAGACGAGUUUUCAAAUGAAAGUGUAACAAUUGGAAAUCAACAAAUUUCGUUGUAUAAUACUGAUAACUUUGUUUUGGGAAUUUCAACAAACGACAUUUUAUCUUUACAGAUAACUUCAUUGACAAAAACAGUUCUCUUCAUAUCAGAAACAAAUUUGGCAUUAAAGGGUGUUCAAUUUAAAGCAGCAAUCAACACACAAAACACCACUAAAAUCAUCUAUGGUAGAAGUUGUGUAAAUAUUUAUUAUGACAAAACAACUCAAAGUUGUAUUAAUUGCACUGAUGCAAAUUGUAUUAAAUGUUCAUCCAAUAAAAAUGUGUGUGAACAAUGUGAUUUUCAUUAUUUAUUUAAAGAUGGGAUAUGUGUAGAAAUAUCAAAUUGUUUGUUGAUAAAAUCAAAUAGAUGUCUUAAAUGUAUGAAUGGAUUUUAUAUUAGAAAUGGAGUUUGUGAACCCAUUGAAAAGUGUAUUGUUUACGAUAGAGAUGGUAAAUGUGGUAUUUGUAAUAUUUUAUCAAAUUGCAUUAAUAGAGAAGGAGAAUGCAUUGAAGUUGAUAAACACUCUAUCUUGUUUGAUAAUUCAAAAAUUCUUUCUUGUCAACGUGGAUAUUUUUUAGACGGUGAUAAAUGUAUACUUUGUGAAGAAAAAUACGAGAAAAGUGAAUUUUGUGAACUUAAUAGAAUAACAAAAUGCAAUUCAAUUUCUUUAAUAAACUUGUUGGGUAGUUGCGAAACAAAUAACUGUAACAAUCCAAAUGAUGAGAAUGGAAAAUGUUUGUUGGCAAUAUCGAAUUGUACUUUUCAAACAAACACCAAAUGUGUUGAAUGUGAAAGUGGGUUUGUGUUAUCUAACCAUACAUGUUAUUCGCAAGUUGAUGAUAACUGUGUUCAAAACAACAAGAUGGGUUGCCAAAGAUGUAUUGAUUUAUUAUACUUUGACAAACAAACAGAAAGUUGUGAACAUUGUGAUGAUAAUUGUCGGACUUGUUUAUUAAAUUCAACGUUUUGUUUGAGCUGCCCAGAAGGUACUUUUCUUUCUAAUCACAAAUGUGUAACUAACGAAGAUUUAAAUGGAAUUUGCACACAGUUUGUACAAUCUGGCGGAUGUGUGAAAUGUAUUGAUGGAUAUUAUCGAGAAGGAUUAAAUUGUUUCAAGUGUAAUGAAAAGUGUUCAACUUGUUUGAACAAGGACACUUGUCUGACUUGUAAUUUAACAAAUUAUAAGACAAAUAACGGUGAAUGUAAACCACAAAGUUCCAUUAAUGGGUGUAGUGUUGAAGUGACACAAAAUGGGUGUUCCAAAUGUCAAAGUGGAUAUUUUAUUAAAAACUCGAAUGAAUGUGAAAAGUGUGAUAAUAAUUGUAAAACGUGUGUGCUGAAUAACAAGCAAUGUAUAUCAUGCGAACCAUUUCAAGUUUUAUUAUUAAAUAAUACAUGUGUUGGUCUUUCUCAAGUAUCAAAUUGUCAUGAAAUAACAAAUUCAAAAUGUUCCAAAUGUUCAUUUUGGAAUGUCCCAAGUGGUGAUGGCAUUUCAUGUGAAUCUCAAAUAGUGUGGUGGGUCAUUUUAAUUGCUGUUGUAUUUUUCUGUAUACUAUUAAUAUUAAGCGUGGUAUUUUUAAUUGUUUUUACAAAGAAAAUACUAGGUAAAAUACACACAAAAAGUGUCGAAAAGACCACAACACUCUUCAAAAUGAAUAAUUCAAAUAUAAAAUUUGAAGCACUUCAAAAUGGGAUUUGUGUGUCUUCCAAAGAAAUUUGCUUUAACUAUGAAUCAACAGAAAUUCCAGUCGAACAAGAAAGUCGUGAAAUGUUUUGUGUUGGGAACACAAACAAAAAUGUUAUCAAAAUUCAGUUUACUAUUUCUGUGAAUUCUGAUAAAUUUACAAUAAAAAUUGACCCGGAAGUCGUUUCGUUAAAGAGAGGAUAUGCAUGUGAAUUUUCAAUUUAUUUAACCCCUCAUUGCACUUGUCAAAUUGACAAUUCGCUUCAAAUUGUCUCAAAGAAUUUUAAAAAUGGAGAUGAAAAAUACAACACAAUUUCUUUACACGGAACAACACAACAAUCCACACGAAUUGAUUAUGACGAGUUGGUUGAAGAAAAUAAACUUGGCGAAGGAUCUUUUGGAAUUGUUUACAAAGGCACUUACAGAAAACAUAUCGUCGCAAUCAAAAAGAUGAAAAAUAUCAUGGACGAUAAUGCCAUAGAUGAAUUUAUUAACGAAGUUUCUAUGUUAGACAAAUUCCGCAGUGAGUAUAUCGUCCACUUCUAUGGCGCCGUUUUCAUACCAAAUAAAGUGUGUAUGGUAACCGAGUUUGCUCAAUUUGGGAGCUUACAGGACUUGAUGGAACAUAAAAAGAGUGGCGAAAUUGAUGUAAUACUUCGUGUUAAAAUGAUGUUAGAUGCUUCAAAAGGAAUAUCUUAUUUACAUAACAACGGAAUUUUACACAGAGAUAUCAAACCAGACAAUAUUUUGGUUGUUUCACUUGAUUUAAACAGCAAUGUGAAUGCAAAAUUGACUGAUUUUGGAAGUAGUAGAAAUGUUAAUAUGUUGAUGACUAAUAUGACAUUCACCAAAGGUAUUGGUACACCAAAGUACAUGGCGCCUGAAAUUUUAAAACAACAAAAGUACACAAAAAGUGCCGACAUCUAUUCAUUUGGAAUAACAUUGUACGAAGUGUUUGGAUGGUGUGAAGCUUAUCAACAAAAGAAAUUUAAAUUUCCAUGGAAAAUAGCAGAAUUUGUAAUUAAAGGAAACCAUCUUAAAAUAAUUGAACAGAUUACUGAAGAACAAUACACUCUCAUUGAAAUGUGUUGGCGUUAUGACGAAAACAACAGAAUUUCAUCAUUUCAAAUUGAAGAUUGUCUUGAAAAAAUGAUGCAAUCAUUGAAUUAUACAAAUAAUUAA
Molecule: messenger RNA, 4422 nt
Organism: Entamoeba invadens IP1
Lineage: Eukaryota; Evosea; Mastigamoebida; Endamoebidae
Product: protein serine/threonine kinase, putative
Exons: 1
Coding region: 1-4422 (1473 amino acids)
Biological process (GO): protein phosphorylation
Molecular function (GO): ATP binding; protein kinase activity
Source: RefSeq, a predicted model, not a curated record